Siniperca chuatsi (mandarin fish) is the source of this 1130-nucleotide messenger RNA. RefSeq names its product FKBP prolyl isomerase 14 (gene fkbp14). Bases 167 to 799 code for a protein of 210 amino acids. The record is from RefSeq and is a predicted model, not a curated record. NCBI's taxonomy places the organism in Eukaryota, Metazoa, Chordata, Actinopteri, Centrarchiformes, Sinipercidae. The transcript has 4 exons. Gene Ontology annotation, molecular function: calcium ion binding; peptidyl-prolyl cis-trans isomerase activity.
GAGGGCAGACAGCUGAACAGUGGCUGCGUUCAUUGUAGAAGUUGGCUGCCACGUAGUUUGCAUUCCUGGCUGCCAUGUAUUUAUCUUAGGUACUGUAUUAUAUGGAAAAGUUUAAAUUAGCUUUUUGUAAAUUUCGUGAGUAAGUGAGCUAUUGUCUAUCAAAAUUAUGCUUUUUUCUAUUUGUGCGGUACUGUCCUCACUAUUUGUGUUUGUCACUGGGGGGAAACUGCCCGAGCCAGAAGUGAAAAUUGAAGUUAUACAUAAACCCUUCAUGUGUUACCGUAAGUCAAAAUAUGGAGACAUGCUUCUUGUUCAUUACGACGGCUUCUUGGAGAGUAAUGGCACCAUGUUUCAUUCCAGCCGCAGCUAUGGGGAUAAAAAUCCAGUAUGGUUCACUCUUGGGAUCCGAGAGGUGCUCAAGGGUUGGGAUAAGGGUCUGCAGAACAUGUGCAAAGGAGAGCGCAGGAAACUGACCAUCCCGCCAUCUCUGGCAUAUGGCAAGGAAGGAAAAGGUCAGAUCCCUCCAAGCAGUACCCUCAUUUUUGACAUUGAGCUCAUGGACAUCCAAAAUGGUCCCAGGUCACAUGAGUCUUUUCGGGAGAUGGAUCUCAAUGAUGACUGGAAGCUCUCCAGACAGGAGGUGAAAGAGUACCUGAAGAAAGAAUUUGAUAAACACGGAUACUCACCUAAUGACACACAUCAUGAAGUGAUGGUAGAUGACAUCUUCAAAAAUGAGGAUGAAGAUCAAGAUGGUUUUAUAUCUGCGAGGGAAUUCACCUACCAACAUGAUGAGCUCUAAAGGGACUGAUUUCAUCUACUACUUACUACUACUACUUACUCUACCAGAGUGUUUGUUUCAUAAAUUUCCUCCCAAAUAGUGACAUGAAUUGAGGAAUUGCGAAUUAGUUACCAGGCUGUUUUACAUGGACCUCUUCCAAGUGCUUGUUUUUUUUUACACUGCGUUUGAAUAGUAUGGUCUUAUUUUUGGUUGAACUUUAAUACAUCAGCUCCAUUUUGUGUCAUUUUAUAGAAAAUGCGACCCAUAAUUUAUUUAUAUCUCCAUUGUACAUGCAAAAACUGAUUUCAUGAAAUGAAUCUUAUUGAAAUAAACAGAACUUUGUUAACCAAUA